Molecule: messenger RNA, 1016 nt
Organism: Cicer arietinum (chickpea)
Lineage: Eukaryota; Viridiplantae; Streptophyta; Magnoliopsida; Fabales; Fabaceae
Product: xyloglucan endotransglucosylase/hydrolase protein A
Biological process (GO): xyloglucan metabolic process; cell wall biogenesis
Cellular component (GO): apoplast; cell wall
Molecular function (GO): xyloglucan:xyloglucosyl transferase activity; hydrolase activity, hydrolyzing O-glycosyl compounds
Source: RefSeq, a predicted model, not a curated record
UAUCCAAAAUCAUAAAAAACACACAAAAGAUGUAUUCUUCUUUGUUGACUUGUUUCAUUUUGUUGUCAAUUGCAUAUGCUUCCUUUGCUGCCAACCCAAGGACUCCAAUUGAUGUGCCAUUUGGCCGUAACUAUGUUCCUACUUGGGCCUAUGAUCAUAUCAAAUACUUAAAUGCUGGUUCUGAGAUUCAGCUUUAUCUUGAUAAAUACACUGGUACUGGCUUCCAAUCCAAAGGGUCUUAUUUGUUUGGUCACUUUAGUAUGUACAUAAAAAUGGUUUCUGGUGAUUCAGCUGGCACAGUCACUGCUUUCUAUUUAUCUUCACAAACUACAGAACAUGAUGAGAUAGAUUUUGAGUUCUUGGGGAACAGAACAGGCCAACCAUACAUUCUACAAACAAAUGUUUUCACAGGAGGCAAAGGUGAUAGAGAACAGAGAAUCUAUCUUUGGUUUGAUCCUACAAAAGAAUAUCACAGAUAUUCUGUGUUGUGGAACAUGUUUCAGAUUGUCUUCUUUGUAGAUGAUGUUCCAAUAAGGGUAUUCAAAAACAACAAUGACUUAGGAGUGAAAUUUCCAUUUAACCAACCAAUGAAAAUAUACAAUAGUUUAUGGAAUGCUGAUGAUUGGGCCACAAGGGGUGGUUUAGAGAAAACAGAUUGGUCCAAAGCACCUUUCAUAGCCACUUACAAAGGUUUCCACAUUGAUGGAUGUGAAGCCUCUGUUAAUGCAAAAUUUUGUGACACACAAGGUAAAAGGUGGUGGGAUCAACCUGAAUUUCAUGACCUUGAUAAUUUUCAAUGGCAAAGGCUUAAAUGGGUUCGUCAAAAAUAUACAAUUUAUAAUUAUUGCAAUGAUCACAAACGUUAUUCUCAAACUCCUCAAGAGUGUAUAAGAGAUAAAGAUAUUUAAAGAGCAAAUAAUUAUUUUGAUAUCUUAAAUAUGUGAGAUGUUGUCAUCAUAGUUUUUAAAAUAUUGUAAUUGCAAAUACAUUUUUAAUGUCUCUUUUGUUGGUAAUCA